CAUCAAGCCGAGCCUUCCGCUCGAAUGCUGUUCCGAUUCUGAUGGGUUCUCCCAGAGAUAAAAGGUGUCUGACGUGUGUGCGAGAACCCCGUUUCUUCACUUAUCGAACAAGUGCAGAUGGAGUAUUCGGCAGUCGAUAUCGCAGCGGUCCUGACUCUGCAGCGAUUAACGGUGCGUCGCUUUCUUAACACGAAUGCAAGAUAACGUACCAUGUUCCACCAGUACCUAUACGUGGCGAUAACGAUGUUCUGGGUCUGUGAUUAUGCUUCUUCAUUUCACAAAGAGUGGAAAUUUCUGCGUCAGUCGCGCUGGACCAAAGUAAAAGUCCUUUAUAUCACUGCACGAUAUCUCCCCUUUCUUCUUCUUGCCAUGUACCUAUAUUUGAACUUCAGCCCCGAGAAUCCCGAUAAAUGCAAGAUAUUGAUCAAUACUUACUCAUGUUUCACCCAGUUGUCACUCACUUGUUCUGAAAGUUUUUUUGUACUCAGAACACGUGCGCUCUGGCACAACAAUAGGAUUGUACUCGUAGGCAUGAUGUCGACCGCUUUUGCUCUGGUCGUAACAUCUGUCGGCAUCCGUUUUACCAUUAUUGCCACCACAUAUGUUACGACUAGCGCAAUACCAGGCGUCCCAGGCUGCUCCUGGAGCUCGAGUAGUAUCCUAUACUUCAUGUUAUUUAUUUUCUUGUUCGUGUUUCAACUGGGACUUGUCUCCCUCACACUCAUACGUGUCAUACAGAGCUGGCGGUCAGCCAAGGGCAAUAUGCACGCCGCCCUUGUGAAGCAUAAUAUAUUCUACUAUGUAUGCGGUCUCAUUCUCUCUGCCGUAAACGUCGUCAUGCCAUUGCUAUUUCCUGAUACCGCAUACUACAUCAUCCUCGAAGAUUUCCAGGUAUGUGUCCUUCGGAUUAUCGCCACGCGCAUGCACCUCCAUCUCUGGCAUCUCGACCAGCACAUGCACAACUCCGAAGCCCUUGUGAAUAUUUCCAUGUCCGACAUGUCACCUGUAGAUAGUACGGUGUAAUAUCUUAUCAUGUGGCUUAUUUAUUGUUGGAGGAAUGGGGUUUGGACUACAAGUUGGGACGCACUUAAUUAUUAGAUAACAAGAAUGCAUUUUUGUCACAUACACAAUACCAUGAUGCUAAAACGAAAUGAUGGA
Molecule: messenger RNA, 1158 nt
Organism: Suillus subalutaceus
Lineage: Eukaryota; Fungi; Basidiomycota; Agaricomycetes; Boletales; Suillaceae
Exons: 14
Coding region: 211-1023 (270 amino acids)
Source: RefSeq, a predicted model, not a curated record